AUGUGCACACCGGGACACCCGUACGGGUGUCGAAUAUCGGCCCUCUCGUCACCGGACCGUCAGCUGCUGUCGCACUGCACGUCCACGUUUGCGCUGGCCUCAGCGUACCAUCAGCCGGGCCACGGUGACGAUCCGCCCGGUGGUAUAGAGGACGGCGACCUCGAAGGCCAAUCCUGCCCACCGGAGCUGCUGCUCUAUCAACACUAUCAACAGUCGCCGCACUACUCAACCGCUAACUCCGGGCUAAUGGGUAGCCAUCAAUCGGCAAUCAGCGGCAUUCCGGGAGUUCCAUUUGUGCCAGAGUUCUACGCCUAUCCUGGUUACGGGCUGGCCGAUGGCUGCCCGGUUGGCACGCCGACCUGCCCCGAUGGGCCUGCGAUGGCGCCGAUCGUGCCCGGGCAUGAUCUCACCAUGUACGACACCUCCCGGGUGGAGCGCCUGGAUGUCCAGGCUCCCGGAGACCCUGAGUUGCACUCGAGACACCAAGGGCCCAGGGGCGACAGCAGCUACAGUGAUAGCCACAGCAGCAGCACCACCACCGACGGGUACUUCUCCGAUGGGUGCCCGGUGUCCCUUGGCAGCAGCAGCAGUAGAAAAGGGCCGACGGAGGACGACACACUACUAGUGGCGGCUGACGCCCAGCACGACGCGGCACUUCACCAAAACCGAACGCACGUAGACCGCGUCACGUCUGACAUCCGGCAGCCAGUGACCGAAGAGAGCGACCAAUCUGCCGAAGCUUUCUUCCUUGAUCGACACGAACCGGGUUGCAGCAACAGGUCGGCGCCCACCAGCAGCAGCUGCUCGCAAGCGCUUCCACCGUUCGAGAUCAAUGAUCUGGGGCCGAUCAACAAUCGGAAAGCGCGUACGGCGUUCACUAAACUUCAGAUCAAAGCGCUGGAGGCGGAGUUUGCACACUCGAACUACUUAACACGACUGCGCCGUUACGAGAUUGCCGUAGCGUUAGUGUUGAGCGAACGUCAGGUUAAGGUAUGGUUUCAGAAUCGCCGCAUGAAGUGGAAACGGUUAAGAGCGUCGGAGGAUGAGCUGCACGUUCAAUCGCUGUAG
Anopheles bellator is the source of this 1068-nucleotide messenger RNA. Its product is annotated as homeobox protein Hox-A5-like. The transcript is spliced from 3 exons. Gene Ontology annotation, cellular component: nucleus. Gene Ontology annotation, molecular function: RNA polymerase II cis-regulatory region sequence-specific DNA binding; DNA-binding transcription factor activity, RNA polymerase II-specific. Lineage: Eukaryota; Metazoa; Arthropoda; Insecta; Diptera; Culicidae. The record is from RefSeq and is a predicted model, not a curated record. Gene Ontology annotation, biological process: positive regulation of transcription by RNA polymerase II. The coding region runs from base 1 to 1068 and encodes 355 amino acids.